Heterocephalus glaber (naked mole-rat) is the source of this 7967-nucleotide messenger RNA. RefSeq lists its product as uncharacterized. The record is from RefSeq and is a predicted model, not a curated record. NCBI's taxonomy places the organism in Eukaryota, Metazoa, Chordata, Mammalia, Rodentia, Bathyergidae.
UUGAACUCGUGGUGAUCCUCCUGCCUCAGCCUCCCAAGUGCUGGGACUACAGGUGCACCACCUGGCCAGUAAUCUGUUCCUACACCCAUUUCUGCUCUCCACUGGGCCUGGGUUGUAUAGGGUCUCUGAAGGAGAGCAGCUCUUUUUGCAUCCCCUCUGGAGACAUGGUUGGAGGUCUCUUUCAGGCAGUCAUAAAGCCAUGUGUGUUUUUGGAAGCAUUUCUUCACCAUCCCCCACCAUUUAUACUGGCUUCUGGAUGGGUGUUCCUCCUAAGGGGUAUGAGAAAUUUACCCACCCCCUAAGCCAGCUGUGGCAGCAGUCAGGGCUGUGCUAUUGCCCUCCCUCUGGGCUGGUGCGGCUGGCCAUCUUUCACGCAGUUAUGUAAGCUUGAGUCAAUUGGGACUCAGAGCGGUUCAUUGUGGGCUAUUUUUAAGCUGCAACACAUCACAGCAGAGGGGUCACUGCACUGCCAGCUUGCAGGGAAGGUUGUUUAAACAUCUGUUAUUUAAAUUUCCUUGUGUCUUAGAGCUUAGAAGCCCUAUCCCCUCAGCACUAGUGAGUUUUGCCUUCCAUAUCCCAGAUUAGGAGUGGAUUAUCUCCCCUCACCCAGCUGUAGGCUCUCUUAGUGUUCUGUUCCUGGGCUGUCUUUCUUUGAGGUCAGGCAGUGGGGCCAGAUCUUUUAUAGUGUGGUUCUGCCUUCAUGGAAAGGCAGUUUUUCCUGGUUGGGAAAAACUUCAGGGAAGCAAGAGGUUGAGGGCUCCUAGGUCCCUUGGGUAGUUCCAGGGGGUCAAGAGAGGGAGGUGGAGACUGAGAAUGCAUCCCUUCCUCCUUCUGGCCUCUGUUUCCCAUCAGCACUGAGAGUGGGAUCACAAGAUCCUUUUGGGUCUUUUAAGAAUCCUGCCUUUGUCUGGGCUCUGCUAGCUGGAAGGUCCUCCCUCCACAGACUCAAGUGCUACCCACCUGUAGCCUCAGGAACAGAAGGGCUGGUGCAUGUGCUUCUGGACAUUGGGUAGGCAUGAAUCUAUGGGGAAACAGGUCUCAUUUUUGUAUCCUUUAUAAAGUGGAUGGCUACCCUGGAAGCCCUUGAAGGCUUCUUCUGAUCCUAGGUUUUUGGAGAUGGCCAGAGACUUCCUAGGCCACUAAGAGUGGAAGGAACAUGGAUCUAAAGAGCACAAGUCCAGAGAUUUGACAGACCUAGCCUCCUUCUGAGGGCUGUGUUGGAGAAGCAGGCCUAUAGACCUGGUAGGCUAUAGAGCUUCCAGUAAUGUAACCUUUUGUGCCUUGAUGACCUACCUUCCUGUCACCUCUCUGUGGUCCCAAGACCUCCUAGGUAAUAGGGUUUUACCUUGAUCUACAGGGGAGGAGGGCUUCCAGGGUGACUUGACUGUCUCCCCAGGGUUUGGCACCUUUCCCCCAGCCUGUCUAGGAGGUGAGGUGAAGGUGAGGGGGAAGGCAAUGCCAGGAAUUGCCUUUAUAGGGUUUAAUUCAUCUGAGCUCCUUCCAGCUCCUCCCUGCACCUACAGCCCUCAGCCUGGGGAAUGGGCUCAGCCUGGGGGAGGGACUCUCUAAGUUGCCAUGGCAACAUGUUGGCCCUCCUCUCUUCCCAGAUUCAGAAAUAGAAUUGGACGCCCUUCUUCCUGGUGAGAUACUAUUUAAAAACAAGUGGGUGGAGGGCACAGGGGCACUAUCCUAGGGGCUGGCCAGGAAGGGUCCAGAUUGGCUGCCUCCAUACCUGCCCUGCUGCCCUCCCCUUAGCUGAAUGAAAUGGGAAUAAGCUUUGACCAGUCAAGAAUUCUAAAUGCAAAGACUAAGCCAGCCUCCACAGCACGUGUAGCUGGUCCAUGCUCCACACCACCAGGUUCCUGGGAGGCCACUGGCUUAGUGUUACUCAGGAAAGAUACCCCUCCCACAUCUGAGCUACCUGCUAAGCUAUCCAGAGGAAGAGCAGAUCUAUGGGUGUGGGGCUUGGGGCUGCAGCACUAGAAGCGAGGUAUGCUGGCUCCUCUCUGUGCCUGCCUGGCACUGGCAUGGCAUCCACUCCUGGCACCACAGCUUCCUGGGGUUGCCAUGGGUCUAGAGCCUGGUGGCCUAGCUUUGGACUCUGGUUCUACAGUACACUAGCUAAGGCAAGCCUCUCCUCCCUUUCUGGGCCUUGAUUUUCCUCAUCUGUAAUAAAGGUACAGUAGUGUUCAAUUUAUAGAACUUCUACGAGGCUCAGUUGCAUGUUCUACAUAUUGCACCAGCACAGAAGAAGAAUCUGAUCAACAUCAGUCAUAGUUAUUUCUGCUCUAAGCUCUUUUGCUUCCCAGGUGGGAAAGCUCUUCUCUCUCCUGUAUGCCUGCUUUGGGCUUUCUUCUUAAGCCAGGAUCUUCAGCUGGUCCUUUUCUCUUCCCUCAGGAGACCCCAGGCUUGUUGCUUACAAAGGACCCUAUCCCUGGAGAGGAGGGCCAUGCCUCACUCUGUAGGAGAUACAGGAUGGCUCAGUCAUCGGACAGGAAGGGAAUUCUUCAGGCAGCCCCCCAUCCCUUCCUAUUCCUCCUAGGCACAGCCCAGCUUCAGUGCUGCAGAGGCACUAGAGGAUGCUACUAGAUCAAUGUCAUGAAAAAACAACAAGCUUGCUCAGACCAGAGUGUAACACAGUUAAUAGUAUUCUGCACGUAUGUAUGUACACACGUGGAUGCACACACAUGCACAGCCCACAGACCCCUGGAUUCUACAACCUUUCCUGAGUCAUAGCAUGAAGGAAAACAGUUUAACUCCCUGGUGCCUGCUAUCUGUCCUGUUUCUUAACCAAAGACUGCAUCUGAAGAUGGGGAGAGGGCCCAGGGGGCCUGAGAUGUGGCCGAGUCAGGCUAUGCCCAGCGCUGAGUCAGAAAGGUGCAGAUUUAGCUUAGUGCUAGCCUUGGUCCCUGGUCACAUAGCCUCGCACCCCAUGGCCAACUGCAAACACUAUUUUUAACCUCUGUGAAAACACAUUGCUUCAGAGGACAAGCCUAUAGCUACAUUCUCCACAAACCUGUUUUCUGGGUGGAAAUACUGAGGCCUGAAGGGAUACAGCCCUAGUAGACAAAGGGAGGAGGCACAGAGCUCAGAGCUGGGUGAGGGAGUCUGACCUUGCCCCAGGUCAGAACCUCCAGACCCAAGAUCAGGACAGUGGAGGCUCCCGAACUGCUUCUAGUCCUGUUUUCCGUUAUGCAGGGCAGCUCUAGGGCUGUGGGAGGGAUCAGGGAGGAUCCCACUCUUCCCUUCCGUGUCCCCAUCUAAGAAACAGAGGGUGGAAUUGCCACCCCCCCGUUUGAUAGCUUAUAUUUCUUACCCAUCUAACCCACAUCUGGGUCUUUGUCCAGUUUUCCUUAUUGUAAACCCAGCUCUGUGGCCCUGUGUGUUCAGCCCUGCACCUGCAGUGUACCCACUGUGUCUCUUCCAUGCCCCAUUUUGUAAUUGCCCUGUGGCCACUGUGUCCCAGCCUUGAACCCAGUGCCUUGCCCCCUUUAUAGCAAAGGUGAAGCUGACACAGUAUGACAAGAGCUAGAACAUUCUGACUUGAGGAUUCUGAGCAGAGGCUCCACCCCCACCUCCGCCACCCCCAUCCUUACCCUUCCUGGAUAUUGGUCCAGGGCUUUACAGACAUGUGGCUCUGGGGAGGGGGCUCUGUGAGGCAUAGGCAGAGGAGAUCCAUCUGGAGCAGCAGAGAUUGCCAAGGAGCUGCUGUCCCUGGAGCCAGAGCUGGGGAACAUAGUGGAGAGGAGCCUAGGCCUGCUGGGCCCCACACCCUCUUCUGUCUCCUAGGACUAAAUGGUAAAGGGGCUUUGCCUCACUCCCAAAGGGCCUAUUGCUAGGGGCUUCCUCAGAGUCUCCCUUGACCACCUCUCUCCCCUGACCUUACCCCAGAACCUUCUGAGGCACUGCCCUCACGCUGGGGCUGGCCUGGGCAGAGCAGACUGAUGGGGUAAGGUGAGAGGAGGCCGGCAUAUAGCUGGCCAACUUCACGGGACCCAUCAGCUUCUCUGCCUCACAAGUAGGGGCCUCAAGGCAGGCCCCUACUCCUCAGGAGUGGGGCUCUGGUUUGUCACACUGGCACCCCCCCCCCAGGUCACUGGGGGCUAUGAUGUGUGGUGUCGCCAUAGCAAUGAAGUAGGGGCAAGGCACCUAGGGCACGAAGCAGGACGAUGGAAGCUACCAAGAAGGUGGGGGACCAUGAUCCAUCAGGCCCUCAGGGAUACCCCUCAGCCAGCAGCCAGGAACUGGGGGGUGGCCUCAGAGGAUCCCAGGGACCGUGGAUAAGCUCAGAAUCCCUAAACUUCAAGCAAGGGUUGUCAUCAUCCACCAAGACCAUCCCUGAUGAGGCCUGUGGCCCAGCUUCCCAGGCCAGCAUCCCUGAGCCCACUCACCAAGUACACCAGGACCUUACUCAGCUUAGCUCCUCAUGCAGCGAUAUGCAGGCCUCCCAGGAUGCCCCUAAACUCUCUUCAGCUAGCCUGUUUCCAAGCCGCAUCGUGGGAGCCCAACAAGAUCUGAUCAUGGACGAUGGGACCCUGAACCUAGCAGUGUGCAUGCAUAGUAACAGCACCAGUGACAUGAACCAGCAUGGAUCCUGCUGCUCUCCGAUUCAGGUGCAGCUUGAGGGGGAGGGCAAAGCUAAAGUCCUGGUAGGCUGGGGUAAGGGCUCCUGCAACAUUGACCAUGUGGCCCCUGUGAACAGCAGGAAAAGUUGACGGCUACCCUACUUCCUCUCAGGAAAGGGUGGUGCAGCUGAAGACCAAAGUUUUCUGGCUUCAGCUCUGGCUUCAUCUCAGGCUCCAGCCCAAGAUCAGGGGCAGAGCAGGAGCCCAUGUCCAACUCAGGCUCCUGCCCUAGUUAGAACUUCUUUGUUGUCACCAGCUCCUCCAACUUCAAGUCAGGCUAUUAAUCCAGCUCUGGAUGCAACUCCUGGAGUUGAACCUUACAACUGUACCCUUGACCACCCAACUGGUAACACUGCAGUCACCAAAGGCCUGUCUCAAGACCUCUCCCUCAAGAGGUGUGGCAAUCAAUGGCCAAUCCUCUCAGAAUCUUCUAAAAUGGUCAUAUCUGGCCAGCACAAAGUGAAUUUUUACUCUAAUGGGGAGCCUCCUCCCUCAAUACCCACUCCAAAAUUGUUCCCAGAGCAUGCCCAGGAGCACAAGGUUGUUGGAAGACAGGUGCCAUCUGAACAGCCUGAGAACCUGGCAGAGAAGCCUCUGGUCUAUACCUCCAGGCCAGACACCCCCAAACCAGGGCCAGAGCCCCCAGGUACCCCCAAGUCCCAGAGGAAUAACCAGAAGAUUUGCAGUUCUCAGCCAGACAAGCAACCCCCCAAUGUCUGCAAGAGCAUUUGCUCUAAUGUGCCACUGUCUGCUAACCAAGUAACCUGUCAUAAGCAGUUACCACCUCAGUCUUCCAGGGAAGCCAUGCAGAUGCCCUCCUCCAGUGCCUCUACUUGUCAGCUCCAGGAAGGUAUAGAAGACUGGGUGCUGGUGUUCGAUAUGGCCAUGGGCAACACCAGGAUGGGGCUGCUAUGCCAUGACACUAUGGGCUCACAGGCAGUGCUGGUGGGCCUCAAGCCCCGCCAACCAUCUGUCUGUCCCCCUGAAAAUAUCCUGUCCACCCAGCCACUGGCCAGGCCCAUUCUCUCCCAUGCCAGUGAUCAUUCCAGCUUCUGGUCCACCACAGCCAUGUUGUCCAGCCCUGUGCCUUCUAGCCGCUCAUCUGGUAGCUACCGAGAGGCGGCCCUGGUUCCCAAGGAGGCCAGGCUCAACCUGAAGUCACAGAACUCCCCUGGUACUGAGACACCUACCAGGGUUGGGAUGCUCACUGGACAUGUUCCACUGGGAACACCCCUCCAAUUUGGUGAGGAAAUACAGGCUCAUUUUCGUGAUCCCAGCUUGUCUAAACCUGAUGUGAAAGAAAAUGAAUUUAGUCGUACCAUCUGGAUGUUGAAGUCCUCCCCAGAUGCCUCCAAGGUCCAGACAAAGAAACUGCAGUAUAUGAACUCUACUUCACCAGCCAGUAUCCAGUUGGUGCCCAUAUCUCUGCUCCAGCAGGGUGUAGGCAGCCAUAACCAGAAAGAUGACAUUACCACUCAUUCCGAUAAACCUCAGGCUGAAGAUGCUGAGCAGGCCCCCCUCACUGACCAGACCUUCCACAAUGGGCAGAACCUUCUUGCUAGACAGCUACCUGUAACUGAGCAGGGGUUACUAACUGGCCAUCCCCCCUCUACCAGGCAGUCUCCCCUUACUAGUCAGCCCCCUUUCAGUGAGCAGACCCCUCCAACUGGGCAGCCCCCUCUUGCCAUAGAGCUUUCUUUCACUGAGGAGACACCUUUCACCCAGAAGCCCCCCAUCAUCAAAGAGCCCACCAUCUCAAGAAGACCCUUCACUUCUGAGGAGCCUGGCCAGCCCUCCACCCAGGAAGGUGAGUCCUUAGGCCUGCCUACCGAUGUAGGGGUACUUCAAGUGCCACUGACUCCCAAAGAGACCUGUAACUAUGUGAAUAGAGGCAAAGUUGACACUGGUAGCACUCAGAACCCCAGUAUGCAUCAGCUUUCAUCAUGGCAACCUGGGAGCUGUUUAAGGGUCCAGGAGGAACAGCCUUCUCUGAUCACAUUUACCACACUUGGCACUGGUUGCAAAGUCUUGCCCGUUGCCAUGGUGGGCACUGAGCACCAGAGUGGGAACCAUUUCAAUGUGACAGCUGAGGACAUUGUGCAUUCAUCAGUGGUUGCACACCUUGGUCCACUCCAUGGGGCCUGCUAUGAGCUGGUGUCUACCAUGGAUACCCUGCCAAGUAGGUCAUCAGUGCUUUGCUACCAUGCAUCAGGCCCCUACCAGGACAUGGCAGCAGUAGUGAUUGAUACAGGCAUGGGAUUCACCAAAUGUGGACUGGCUGGAGAGGACCAUGUCCUCACGGUUGUACCCUCACAAGUUCAGCUGUUACAGCACUCAGCCCAGGGCCGGCCCCGGUAUGCAGUCCCUGAAAACCAAGACAGCUCCUACCCAGUGCUGAACCGAGGAGUGGUCUCCGAUUGGGAUGCACUAGAAGUGCUAUGGCAGCACCUGUUCUACUGCAGGCUGGGGGUGCAGCCUGAGGAGCUGGCUGUGCUUGUGGCUGAUUCACCCAUCUCACCGCGCACCAACUGAGAAAAGGUAGCUGAGAUACUCUUUCAGUGUUUCCAUGUGCCAGCCAUGCAGACAGUGCAUCAGGCCCUGCUGGCACUCUAUGCUUAUGGGCGUACCACUGGGCUGGUGCUGGGAAGUGGCCAUGGCACCUCCUAUGUAGCACCCAUCCUCACUGGGCACUUGGCCCCAUCUGACACCUACCGGCUAGAUGUGGCUGGUGCUGACCUCAUUGACUACCUGGCUCAGCUGCUUCUAGCAGGUGGCCACUCACCACCCAAAACAUGGCUGGUCCACCAUAUUAAAGAAGCCUGUUGCUAUGUGGCCAGGAAUAUGGAAGCUGAGCUGGUCUACACCCAGGCCCCAGUGGACUUUAGGCUCCCGGACAAGCAAGUUAUCACACUGGGCUCUGAGCGCUUCUGCUGCCCAGAGGCUCUCUUCCAGCCCAAUCUGCUAGGCCUCAACCAGCCAGGCCUCCCACAGCUGGCCUUGUUAAGCAUCAGUCGGCUGGAGACCAAACAGCAAGAGCAGCUGCUGGCCAGUGUAGUACUGGAUGGUGGCAGCACCCUUCUAAGUGGCUUCCCUGAGCGCCUGAGACAGGAGUUGGGCCCUGGUGCCACUGUGCUGGGCUCUCCCCACCAUGCAGUUGCUGCCUGGCUUGGGGGCUCCAUCAUGGCAUGGAGGGACUCCUUCAAGAGCCUGUGGCUCAGCCACCAUGAGUAUGAGGAGGAGGGCCCAUGGGCUAUCUACAAGUACCAGCUGUGAGCACAUAAAGUUCUGGUUCUGGUUACUUUAAGCACUGGUGUAUGUUUCAGGCAGAGGGUGGUACAGGGA